Messenger RNA from Microstroma glucosiphilum, 516 nucleotides. Its product is annotated as mitochondrial genome maintenance MGM101. The record is from RefSeq and is a predicted model, not a curated record. The annotation marks the transcript as partial. Gene Ontology annotation, cellular component: mitochondrial chromosome; mitochondrial nucleoid. Gene Ontology annotation, molecular function: single-stranded DNA binding. The transcript has 4 exons. Lineage: Eukaryota; Fungi; Basidiomycota; Exobasidiomycetes; Microstromatales; Microstromataceae. Gene Ontology annotation, biological process: interstrand cross-link repair; recombinational repair.
AACUGGACGACGAGCUUUGCUGGAAUGAGCGAGAAGCCAUUCGGUGGAAAGGCGGCAGAAGUGCUGGGAGAGGAGAUCAAUGCAGAGGAUGUGGAGAUCAAGCCUGACGGACUCCUCUACCUACCCGAGAUCAAGUACAGGAGGGUCCUCACACGUGCAUUCGGAGCCGGCGGCUGGGCCAUGGCUCCUCGGGGAGAGACGAACGUGGGACCAAAGGUGGUCUCGAGGGAAUGGGUACUGGUGUGUCUCGGUCGCUUCGUCUCCACCGCCCGCGGCGAGCAAGAGUACUUUGAUCCAAAUGGCAUCGCAACUGCCUCUGAAGCAGCCAAGUCCAAUGCCCUAAUGCGGUGCUGUAAAGACUUGGGCAUCGCUAGCGAGCUCUGGGAUCCGCGGUUCAUCAGGGAGUUCAAGAAGAAGUACUGCAUGGAGGUCUUUGUCGAAGAUGCUAGGACGGGAAGGAAGCGUAAGCUCUGGAGGAGGAAAGAUGCUGGUCCCUUCGAGUAUCCGCUCAAGGAA